GUACCUUUUUUGAAAACAUGCUGCCGGACUACCAAAGGUAAGUAAGGUCGUACAACCUGGAAGGUACGGAUGCUACACAGUAAGGUACAGCCCGUCCACGCGGUAAUUUUCCUCGCCGUCGUGGAUCUCUCUGCAUUAUCCGUAUUGUUUUUUUCUUCUUCUUUCCUCGUCAGGGUCAUUACUUUUAUUUCCCGACUUGUGCCCUCUUUCCUUUUCAGAGUUCUUCUCCUUCUUCCUCCUCUUCCCCCUUCCUUACUCUCCAAGCUCAUAUCACCCUGUGGUUCCUUCCUUUCAUUCUCCGUCCUACCUUACCUUGGACUCUGGAGCUGCCUUCCCGAACAGCCCGACAGCAGACCAAUCGCAGGCCUGUAUCGAUCGAGAAGAGAGAGGCCCAGACACCACUUCGACGCCACAGGUACCUCGUCACCCGCUUUUCGCCGUUGGGAUACUCAGGCCACCAAGCAAGUGCAGCAGCUGCAGCACCCACCCGUACCAAUUUUACCUAAAAUCACGGUCCAAUCCCAUCGCGCGACAAGCCGAAAUCGACAAUUUGCCUUUUCCUCUUUCGCUCCCGCCAUCUCCAACAAAUCUCCCUCCAUCCUCCCGAGUGUCCAUCCUCCUCAGUCCUCACUCCUUGCAGUUGCAGCCCCUUGCAGCUGUUACAAAUUCUGCGAGACUUGCUCGGUUCACCACCUUUUGCCGUCUGCAUCUUCUGUUUCUCAACGGGAAACCCCAUUCUUCAGAUUUGCACCAAAAUCCGGAACUCUUCGCCCUGAGCCACUGCAGAGCCACGACCUCUUAAUUGCAUCCUCGUUGCUCUCCUGCGCCCCCCAAACCCCCUUUUUCGCUUUCGCCUCCUCAACUUCUUGCUUCUCUCAAUUUUGCUCAAUCGCAAAAAGCAACCAAGUCGCCAAAGAGAAAAUAAGAAUCCCUCGCACCUACACGACUGUAUCUCCAACCUCCAACUUUCGGCCAUUCAAGCAGCUGCUUACAGCCUUUCCUGGUGAGUACUUGACCGUUAAUUCCAUCAUCAUCAUCAUCAUCACCUUUCCUCCAAAACAAUCCAAUCCGAGAACUCCGGCACCUCGAUAGCCUCUGUUGCUCUCUCAAGCGUCUUGUUAGCGCUUCCUUUGUGUCUUGUUUCGUGCUUCUAUCAAACCGCCGCAAGAGGUCGGAGCGCAUCAAUUCUCGGUUUCGUCAGGAAAACA
Colletotrichum acutatum is the source of this 1208-nucleotide messenger RNA. RefSeq lists its product as uncharacterized. The transcript has 3 exons. The record is from RefSeq and is a predicted model, not a curated record. Bases 70 to 1092 code for a protein of 340 amino acids. NCBI's taxonomy places the organism in Eukaryota, Fungi, Ascomycota, Sordariomycetes, Glomerellales, Glomerellaceae.